AUGCAGACCACUCUGUUGCUUCUCCUACCAGUCCUAGGUCCAACUCUGGCUUGGAUACCAGUGGAGGACUGGGAGUCUGGUAAUGUGACAUCAUCAGUGGGUGAUUCGGGUCAGUGUGUUUGUCAAGUGUACUUGCCUGACACCGUCUUCCCUGCUGACCGGAUGCAGCGCAUGCAAGAAGUUAGCAGGAAUCUGAUCCAGGAAGUAGAAAUUCAAAAGAAAAAUAUAUCAGCUUCUGAAAUUAAGUUGGAGGCCGACUUGGGAGAACUGCAAAAACUGCAUGACAGAGUCUCCAUACUUGGAUCCGAUGUUAAGGACUACAUCAAACUGGACUUUGAGCUGCUCAGGAUUGAGCUCAGAGAGUUUGAGUCUCUGGUGUCUCAACUCAAAGAUGCCUUCAAUUCCCCCUCACCCAUGUUUGACACGCUGUAUAGCGAGAUCCGAAACAUGACCCUCAUUGUGAACCAGCUGGAGUCCUACGACAAGAACAACCUGGAGAUGAUCCGCAUUGAGUUUGCCAAACUACAGAGGAAGCUGGAAGAGUGCCAGGACCAGGAGGUUGUAAAGCCAGAUAUCGGCAACUGCAAUCACACAGGAAUCAUGAGCAUCGGCAAGCCCAUGGUUGCACAUCUUAACUCUCAUUUGCAGACAGGCUACACAUACGGCGGCUGGGGGAAGGACUCCAAACCUGCUAAAGGCUUUGAGUCAAUGUACUUCUACAGUGGAUACAUUAAUUUCGUAACACAUCAGUUCUAUUUCUUCGCAGACUAUAAAGACUUGCUUCUGAUGAAGACGUAUAGAUUUCUCGGAAUGUCCACUGCUUAUAGAGGCACUGGUAACAAUUACAUUGUUCGUGGCAACACCGUUUAUUAUCAGAGAUACUCACCCUUUAGUAUGGGCAGGUUCAAUCUGACCAGCAACAAAUAUGGUUCAAGGGUGAUCCCAGCCAGCGUAGAUUUCUCGUAUAGUUUCUCGGAAAGACAGAACAUGGACUUUGCAGCUGAUGAAACUGGGUUAUGGGUAAUGUAUGCCUCUGAUGAGAGCAAAGGUAAUAUAGUCAUUGCAAAAGUAGAUGAGAAAGACUUUGACAUUGAGAAUGUGUGGAACACAACGGCGUUCAAACCGAAGACCAGCAACGCGUUCAUGGCCUGUGGAGUCAUGUACGCCACCAGGCCUGUGGACGGGAACACAGAGGAGAUCUACUACGCCUUCGACACAAAGAGUGGUGAGGAGAAACACCUCAAUAUUCGCUUUCAGAAGUUCCAAGAACAUUUUUCCAGCCUGGACUACAACCCCACUGACCAGCUACUCUACAUGUACAACAACGGCUACUAUGUGGCCUACCGUGUUAAGUUUAACAUGGAAUGA
This is a messenger RNA of Doryrhamphus excisus (bluestripe pipefish), 1368 nucleotides long. It is a transcript of the gene olfm4.2, whose product is annotated as olfactomedin 4, tandem duplicate 2. Gene Ontology annotation, biological process: signal transduction. Lineage: Eukaryota; Metazoa; Chordata; Actinopteri; Syngnathiformes; Syngnathidae. The record is from RefSeq and is a predicted model, not a curated record.